AUGACCCAAGCUCGCAGCACAGCCGACGCGCGCGCACCACGCAUCGCCGCCACCACGCGCGCACCAUGCAGCGCCGCCAUGCGUGCCUCCACUCAAGCAGCGCCGCCGCCGCACACCCACGCAGUGCCGCUGCGCGCGCACACCAUGCAGAGACGCCAUGCGCGCGCCCACUCAGCGCCGCCGCCACGCGCACACCAUGCAGCGCCGCCACUCAAGCAGCGCCGCCGCCGCGCCCCCACGCAGCGCCGCUGCGCGCGCACCAUGCCGAGCCGCCAUGCGCGCCCUCACUCAACGUCGCCGUCAGGCAGCGCCGCCGCGCGCGCAGCACGCAGCUAUAAUCGAAAGAACAGCACGAGCCUGAAUUGGAAAUGGUGGGAGCUGGAGCUACAUCUGUCGCCGGUCAGAUCAUCAGUACCACGUUCAACAUCGCCGCUCUUGUGCUUCGCGUUGUACAGACGUAAGUAUGAAAUAAAUGAUGAGAAACAGAAUUCCGCGAGCUUCUUCUCCAGCUAG
This is a messenger RNA of Lolium perenne, 513 nucleotides long. NCBI's taxonomy places the organism in Eukaryota, Viridiplantae, Streptophyta, Magnoliopsida, Poales, Poaceae. The record is from RefSeq and is a predicted model, not a curated record.